CCCUCCACCGGAUGGUACAGUAACAAAAGUAUCCCGCAGGCGCCUGUUUAUACUAUCCGUCACUAUCUUAUGCGCUUUCGGAAGGAUUCGGCGGUUCCGCGAGUCACCGCAUUCCAUACCUGCUUAAGCUUUGCCUGGGAAAGGACUGGCGAACCAGUUCGCCCGAAGAAAGGUGUGAACUCGGAAGUGCUGUCACUCGUUCCUGAGAAAGUGCUGUGCGGAGGCUUCCCUGUGCGAUUCGACACGACAGGCUGCGCGUCUGUAGAACACAUGUCUGCAGGAUAUGGUGGCGAGCAAGCUUCCUGCUGACAUGCAGUGGC
Messenger RNA from Mycena citricolor, 320 nucleotides. The record is from the annotation of a GenBank genome assembly. NCBI's taxonomy places the organism in Eukaryota, Fungi, Basidiomycota, Agaricomycetes, Agaricales, Mycenaceae.